GUUAAUAAAAAUUCACACGGACAGAAAUGUUGGUGCGUUUAAUAAAAGUUAGUUUUACACCAACACAAAGUGUUGGUGCAAAACUGCGGGGUACAAAUUGAGGUACAAAUCUUUGGGUACACAUAGCAUAAUCCAAUUCUGAUUCAUCAUUCAUUCAGAUUUUCAUUUCAUAGAAUCUUUCCUGUUAUGCCCAUGGGUCCUUCUUCUCCAUCUUCUUCAGAAACUCUCCUUCAAGGCGAAGAAGAGGAAAAGCAGUCACAGUCUCCCGCCUCCGGAAACUCCAGGAAACUAGCGCUGCUCCCCCUGAUCUUCCUCAUCUACUUCGAGGUCGCCGGCGGUCCGUACGGCGCGGAAUCGGCGGUGGGCGCGGCGGGGCCUCUCCCGGCCAUCCUCGGAUUCCUAGUCUUCCCCUUCGUCUGGAGCCUCCCGGAGGCCCUGGUGACGGCCGAGCUCGCCACCGCCUUCCCCGGAAACGGCGGGUUCGUGAUCUGGGCCCACAAGGCCUUCGGCCCGUUCUGGGGAUCCAUGAUGGGCUCCUGGAAGCUCGUCAGCGGCGUCGUCAACCUCGCGACUUACCCCUCUCUCUGCGUCGAUUAUCUCAAAUUGGUUUUCCCCGUUUUCUCAUCCGGAAACCCUAGAAUCCUCGCGAAUUUCUCCAUUACUCUGUUUCUUUCCCUCUUGAAUUACUCUGGCCUUUCGAUUGUAGGGUCCACUGCCCUCUGCCUAGGGCUACUGUCCCUUUCCCCAUUUUUGGUCCUCUCCGUGAUUUCAAUCCCUAGAAUUGACCCAAAAAGAUGGGUGAGUUUAGGGGAGGAGGGUGCCCCUAAAAAUUGGACUCUAUUCUUGAAUACCCUUUUCUGGAAUUUGAAUUUCUGGGACAGUGCCAGUACUUUAGCAGGGGAAGUUGAGAACCCCCAAAGAACAUUCCCAACGGCGCUAUUCUCGGCGGGGAUCCUGACCUGUUUGGCCUACUUGAUCCCGCUCCUCGCCACCACGGGGUCCACCCCGCUCGACCAGGCGGGGUGGACCAACGGGCACUUUGCUGACGUGGCGGAGUCGGUUUCUGGCGGGAAAUGGCUCAAGUACUGGGUAGAGGUCGGGUCGGUCUUGUCUGCAGUUGGGCUUUACGAAGCCCAACUGAGCAGUUGCGCGUACCAGAUCCUCGGCAUGGCCGAGAUCGGGGCGGUCCCGCGGGCCCUCGACGCCCGCUCGGAGCGGUUUGACACCCCGUGGGUUGGGGUCGUGGGCCCCACACUCGUCGCACUUGCGGUCUCGUGCGCGGACUUUGCGAGCGUCGUGUCGUCGGUGAACUUCCUCUACGGCCUCGGGAUGCUGCUCGAGUUUGGGUCGUUUCUGUGGCUGAGAGUGAAGAUGCCGGACGCAAAGAGGCCUUACAAGGUGCCAUUGUCGCUCCCAUGGCUUGUGGUCAUGUGCUUGGUUCCCUCUGGUUUUCUGGUCUAUGUGAUGGCUGAUGCCACUAAGGCCGUGUUUGGGGUCAGUGCUUUGCUCACCCUUCUUGGGGUUCUUUGGUACUUCAUCAUGAAACUGUGUAGGGUUAAGAAGUGGGUUUUCUUUUAUGACAGUGAAGAAAAUUACUGUGGUUGAGCAUCACAAAGGAAUUGCCAACUUUACUCCCCAUGGGAGUUAGCAUAUGCCCCACAAUGCCUGUGAAAUUACAUUUAUAUCCUCACUUGACUAACACUAU
Molecule: messenger RNA, 1705 nt
Organism: Cuscuta campestris
Lineage: Eukaryota; Viridiplantae; Streptophyta; Magnoliopsida; Solanales; Convolvulaceae
Source: the annotation of a GenBank genome assembly